UCCAAGCUCUCAGUGCCAAGCGUGCGAAGCAGUGUCCGUGACCUCCUUGCGGAGGCGAACGGCGAGAAGAAGCGCAAGUUCGUCGAGACGAUCGAGCUCCAAAUUGGACUCAAGAACUACGACACCCAGCGUGAUAAGCGGUUCUCGGGCACUGUCAAGCUGCCUAAUGUUCCCCGUCCGCGUAUGAGCAUCUGCAUUCUUGCUGAUGCCGCCGACAUCGAUCGCGCGAAGCAGAUCGAGCUCGAGUACAUGAGCGUUGACGAUCUUAAGAAGUUGAACAAGAACAAGAAGUUGGUGAAGAAGCUCGCUAAGAAGUACGACGCCUUCUUGUCGUCCGAGGCUCUGAUCAAGCAGAUCCCCCGUCUGCUCGGCCCCGGUCUGUCCAAGGCUGGCAAGUUCCCCACGCCCAUCUCGCACGCAGAGGAUCUCGCGGGCAAGUGCAGCGAGGUGCGCUCGACUAUCAAGUUCCAGCUCAAGAAGGUGCUUUGCCUCGGUGUUGCCGUCGGCCACGUCGAGAUGACCGAGGACCAAGUCCUGGGCAAUGUCAUGCUCAGCAUCAACUUCCUCGUCUCCUUGCUCAAGAAGAACUGGCAGAACGUCAAGUCGCUCAACCUGAAGACGACGAUGGGUCACCCCAUCCGUCUCUACUAA
This is a messenger RNA of Dacryopinax primogenitus, 651 nucleotides long. Its product is annotated as 60S ribosomal protein I1-a. Gene Ontology annotation, cellular component: large ribosomal subunit. The transcript has 3 exons. Gene Ontology annotation, molecular function: structural constituent of ribosome; RNA binding. The record is from RefSeq and is a predicted model, not a curated record. Gene Ontology annotation, biological process: translation. The annotation marks the transcript as partial. NCBI's taxonomy places the organism in Eukaryota, Fungi, Basidiomycota, Dacrymycetes, Dacrymycetales, Dacrymycetaceae.